AUGAAGCUGCUGGCUCAGCAGCUGCGGCCUGCCGAUAGGGUGCGGGUGACGUUGAUAUGCGACACCACCACGGCCUGGUACUCGGGCAUGCUGCCCGCCUGCCUCGCCCAGAUCUACCACCCCUCAGAGCUGCAGAUCCGGCUGGAGCCGCUGGCCAAGUGGUGCGGCGCGCGGUUCAUCCACGCAUGGGCCGAGCGUAUCGACUUUGCCCGAAACCUGGUCGUGUGCCGGCGCGUCGCCGAUCACCAAAGCGGCGACCUCACCGACUACCCACCACGACCACCACCACCAACGACCGCAGAGGACGCUGAAGCCGAAGCCGAAGCGGAAGAGCGAAGCCAUGAGGACUACGUGCCCUCCAUCCGCAUAUGCUGUGCGGGAGGGACCAGGCUGCGACGAGGGCGCAACGAGGCCUCCCUGGACGUGUACGCGCCGCAGGCCAACUUCCUGGCGCUCAUGAUGACCGGCGACGGGCAGGCCAUUGGGUCCUACCGCGGCAUGGCCUACACCGGCUCCCUCGCCUGGAAGCUCAAAGAUAAAAUCGAUCGGUCGUUCAUGCGAUUGUUCGAUGUGGCGCACAUGGGGCCGAGCCCGGUGGCGCGGGCGCCCGAAUGGGAUGACAAGCACCCCUCGUGGCAGCGCAGCCAGCGCCGAUGCGCCGCCAAGAAAGCGAAAACGAAUGCGAAAGCGAAAGCGACGGAUGCGGCAUCGGCCGAUAUGGUGCGCCACGUAGACGACGACAACGACGGCGAGAUCGAGGCAGCGCGCAGGCAAAUCCAAGAGCGUGAGCGAAUGGCAGAGGAUGAGGUGGUCGGUGAUGAUGCUGGUGGUGCUGAAGAAGAUGAGGAGGAUGAGGGUGAAGGGGAUGAUCGCGAAGAUUCGUGGUGGUGGCGCGAGCCCAGCCGGUAG
Molecule: messenger RNA, 909 nt
Organism: Acanthamoeba castellanii str. Neff
Lineage: Eukaryota; Discosea; Longamoebia; Acanthamoebidae
Exons: 4
Coding region: 1-909 (302 amino acids)
Source: RefSeq, a predicted model, not a curated record